Molecule: messenger RNA, 2092 nt
Organism: Girardinichthys multiradiatus
Lineage: Eukaryota; Metazoa; Chordata; Actinopteri; Cyprinodontiformes; Goodeidae
Product: inhibitory synaptic factor 2A-like
Exons: 4
Coding region: 399-1814 (471 amino acids)
Biological process (GO): inhibitory postsynaptic potential
Cellular component (GO): postsynaptic density
Source: RefSeq, a predicted model, not a curated record
UUGCAGCAACAGCAGCAUUGUGAGAUGGAGAUCUCCGCUGCGUGUGUGAGUGCCUGUUCCUGGUGAGAGCGGAUGAGUGUGAGUGAUGCUUGAAUAAGAUGUUUGAGGGAGACCGGGGGGGAAGAGGGGAGGAUUGGAGUAAAAAGGGUUUGGAGACGAUGUCUGUCUGCUUUUUCCCCUCUACAUCUCGAUAACCUGAAUCUUUGCCGAAUGUGCUCCAACUACUCCAGCUGUCACUGCACUGGCUUCCUCUUCCUCAAUACUCCCUUACCCUUUGAGAACUGCUCCAGUGGCUGGACAGCAACCUGGCACCCGGUGAAUACAUGGAUGAACAACGGAUCAACAGGGGAUCUGAGCUUUCUGGUCCUUUUUAUCUAUGAUCUGUUUUCCAAGGAAAUAUGGUGAGCAAAGAGGACGCCACAUGCAUUGUUCUGUCAAAUUCAGAUGAAUCAGAUUCAGAGGAAGGACCUUCACACACAUCACUCUCUGGACCAGAAUCAAGCAGACAAGAGGUAAAAAAGAGAAACAAAGCCUUACAAGUGCGUUUCAAGGAUAUCUGUGAAGCUCAGAAAGAGCAGCGAGUAAGACAUUUGAGGUCCAUUUCUUGCAAGGUAACACAUAGAAAGUACAUGACCAUGCCUGCCAGGCGCUCUAUUCCAAACGUAACCAGGAGCACUGGUGUCCAGACCUCACCGGACCUCACUAAGAGAUACAAAACGUUUCCUUUUGAGAGGAAAAAAGGACACACGUUUAAACAUACAGCUUUGGUAGAAGAUUACAGACGCCAAAACAAUGGGUUUUUGAGUGAUAUAAAGACAGGGGGAGAAGAUGGGCAAACAUUUGAAGAGCAUUCAAAGUGUAAGGGUAAGAUUGUAGGACAGACAAAAGCCCUGCUUCAUCACACAGACUACAGCAGCGAUACAGAGGAUUUGCUGUCAAGUACCAACUGUGUGGAUGGACCUCCGUAUCCAGACUCCUCACAUUUUGCAGAAGAGGGACAUUCGAGUGAACAGUCUUCUAAAACUGAAUCAGAGUACCAAAUGUAUGGGAACUGGAAUAAACACAAAGGAUUACCCAAAGGAGACACUGACACUGUUUCUUCCUCAAAGCGCCAGCUCGGGAACUCUGAGUUCUCAGAAGACAAGCCAAAGGGCACAGGCCCUAUGGCUUGGAACUCUUUGACACAAGUGGAGUCCAUAGUGAGCUCAUCUGUGAAUUGUAAACGGAAAAAGGGUACACAGCUAAACGAGCAGCUGUCUCAGACUUUUCCACAUAGUGUUAAAUGCUCUGUGCAGUCACAAGGGCAGUGUCGGACAAGGCAUGCGUCAGCCUCCUCUAAACUGCAACGAACUGCUGAGGGGGAUGAGAGCUUUCCACCAGGAGGCACACAAGCUCCAGGCUUGGGGAGCAGCCAGCAGAUAAUACCCUUAUCUGGAGACAAGGAUAUGAAAGCACAGCUGCAGGCCAUGGAGAAUCUCAUCAGCUCAAGCCAAGAGACCAUCAAGGUUCUUCUUGGAGUUAUUCAGGAGCUGGAGAAAGGGGAAGCACAGAGGGAAGGGCUCUCAUACAGAACAGGACAAGACACAGCCAACUGUGAUACAUGUCGAAACAGCGCCUGCAUCAUUUACAGUGUUGAGCUGGACUUUAAACAGCAAGAGGAUAAACUACAGUCCUUGAUAAAGAGACUCUGCCCCACGGACAACCGACAGUGCCCUGCUCUGCCUUAUUCCAGUGAAGUGUUCACCUCCACCCCAAAACGCAAGUCCAAGUCAGAGUCCAAGAAGCACGCUCGGUGGAAACUUUGGUUCCUGUGAAUAAAACAUGAAGCCUUUGAAAAAAGCCAUCCUUUUGGGCACAUCAACAACCCCAGUUAUUCUCGGAGCAGUUAGAGGAAUAUGCAGCUGGGGGACCAACAACCAGUUUGAAUGGAUGCUGUCGGACAACAGUUGAUAUGAGGCUUUGAACUAAGACUGUUUGGUCAGCUGGGGGGCAGCAGAGACAUACAGUGCCUUGCGAAAGUAUUCGGCCCCCUUGAACUUUUCAACCUCUUGCCACAUUUCAGGCUUCAAACAUAAAGUUAUAAAAUUCUAAU